Molecule: messenger RNA, 260 nt
Organism: Racocetra persica
Lineage: Eukaryota; Fungi; Glomeromycota; Glomeromycetes; Diversisporales; Gigasporaceae
Source: the annotation of a GenBank genome assembly
AAAUUGUAAACAAUUAGUUGAUAACUUUGAGAGAAAUUUGAGAUCUUCUUUUAGUGGAGAAGAAUGUAGAAAAAUAGAUUAUCUCCAAUGUGGUUUGUGUAAUGAUUGUAACAAUCAUAACGAACGUGAUACAUGUAACGAUUGUGAUGAUUAUAACAAAUGUGAUGAUCAUGAUAAACAUAAUUCAUGUAAUGAUUGUAAUGAUCAUAACGAACAUAAUGAACAUGACAAUUGUGAUUUUGUUGAUUUAGGUGAGGAAG